Messenger RNA from Poecilia latipinna (sailfin molly), 1555 nucleotides. It is a transcript of the gene f8a, whose product is annotated as coagulation factor VIII associated. NCBI's taxonomy places the organism in Eukaryota, Metazoa, Chordata, Actinopteri, Cyprinodontiformes, Poeciliidae. Gene Ontology annotation, cellular component: early endosome. Gene Ontology annotation, molecular function: protein binding. The coding region runs from base 57 to 1010 and encodes 317 amino acids. The record is from RefSeq and is a predicted model, not a curated record. Gene Ontology annotation, biological process: vesicle cytoskeletal trafficking. The transcript has 12 exons.
UCGCAAAGCUCCUGUCAGAAUGAUUUCCUGGUUUGGUUUGUUUAGCUGUGUCGAUCAUGGCUGCGGAAGGCGAUUUUCUGGCGAGAUACAGAGCUGUGUCAAAUAAAUUGAAGAAACGUUUUCUCCGGAAGCCAAAUGUAGCUGAAGCCAGUGAGCAGUUUGGUCAGCUGGCGAAGGAGCUGAAGCAGCAGGACUGUCUUCAGUAUGCCGCCUUCUGUAACCUGGCCAUGGCUCGGUGCGAGCAGACCCUGUUUAAUGCUCCUGGAGAAGCGCUGGCCUUAACUGACGCUGCACGUCUCUUUCUGUCAUCUGAGAAGGAGAUCAGAGCCCUGCAGGCUCAGGGCUUCGACGAACACCUUCAAGCUGCCCUCAACUGCUACAGUUUUGCCAUUAAGGUGUACAUUGAGAUGAACCAGCCUGUGAUGGCAGCCAGCCUGUGUUUGGAACUUGGCAACGCGCUCAAGGAGAUGAACAGACCGGGAGAAGCGAUCGUUCACUUCCAGAGGGCUGCGGAGUUACAGGCGCAGACGCCUAUAGAAGCUCUGCUGUCCAUGGGAGAGAUCGCCACGUGUAAAAUCCUCACACGUGACUAUGACGGUGCUUUGUCGGUGUUCACAGAGAUGCAGCUGAUGUGUCAGGAGAGAGGACUGCAGCUGCCAGGCACCACAAGCCCUAUUGGCGCCUUUCUGGACAUUGUAGCAAAAUGUGAGAUAUCUAGAGUUCUGCUGCUGAUGUUACUUGAGCCUCCACCUCAGAAGUUACUACCAGAACAUGCCCAGACCCUGGAGAGGUACGCAUGGGAGUCCUUUGACCCUCACAGCCAAGUGACCUUCCUGCCUGAGAAUAUGUUCCUGCUUCUGCAGUCUGUAGUGAUGGCGUGUCAGGAGAAAGACACAGAGUCCCUCAAGUCCUUGCAGACUGAGCUGUGGCCCUUUCUGACGGCAGAGCAGAAUCACCUGCUCCACCUGGUGGUUCUGGAGCGAAUUGCACCGUCUGGUCAAGGGAUUUAGCACAGCCUGGCUUUUACUCACUUCCUCUGGGAACAAUACUGUGUGUAAUGGAAUAUUCCCGUUUCUGAGCGGUCUGUUGUAAGACCCGAAGAAGGGUUGUUUUCACGGUUUAGGAACUCUGGUAGAGACAUUUUUUUUAUGUUUUAUUCACUCAUUUCAACCUGGACCAAUUCUUAUACAAUGUAAAAGUGAGGUUGUUUGAGGUAAAACACAGCUUCUGUUUGUUUUAAUUGACUUUAUUAGUAAAAGACAUGGCUUAGAUUCCAAUGUAAAUACAAACAAAUUGUCUAAUGCAUAGUUCUGUUAAAUGGUAAAACGUAACACUUCCGCUCUUCAUCCCUGGAUCGUUUUAAGGUUCACUUGUACAAACGUACUUUACAUAAGAUAGCAGCCGACUACAGACGGAAAACAAAACAUAGCUUAAAAAAAUACACUCAACACAAAAUGCUACAAAAAUAUAAUUGGUUACAUUGUACAUAGACGUAGAAGGUAUAUACCAUACUUGUAAAAUAAUGAGAAACGAUUAAAUGUAAUGUGAAGUAAGG